GGCAGAAGUUGAUUGAGGAACCCAAGUGCAUUGAACCUGGCUUCCUUCCAGUAAUGCCAUAUCAUAAUUCAACAGACGUACAAAAUUCCCACCCGUCCGUCCCAUUCCCACGUGCGUGUGAGACGAAGUCGUACUGGAGCGUCGUCAGCAAGCCCCCCUAAACACGAGCAGCACCAAAACAUAGCCUCAAGGUUCGAGGCAGCCACAUGCACAGAUGAAUCGACCGAACCCGUUCGCCUCGAACAGCUUCUUCAAGCCGGCAGCUUCGCUCCUUGGAUCUGCCAACACCUUCAACAUAACGACACGUCGCAGGAGUCUGUCCUUGGAUGAUUCAGACACAGAAGCCCAACGACACACUCCAGAGCCUCGCUACUCACCCGUCAUCAUGAAGGAAGCGCCUGCCGGUCCCUCACCAGAAUUGCGACCUAGUCCUACCAUCCCUAUUGUCAGCAUAUCUCGGUCCCCAUCGCCAUUCGCAACAAGCAAAAGCACCGCCCAGUCAGAAGAUGAGGAGGAGUACGAGAUGUGCAAUGUCUCUCAGAGCAGGCCGUUGGUUGCAAAAGAUAACAUGGAAGGCGACCGGAGUAUCGCACAACGCAUCUUCCAGAAGGGUGGCAUUGGCCAAUUCUUGUUCGGCACUGCUGUAGGAUGGAGGGUAUACUUGGGUCUGUUGAUCUUCUGGGUCGGAGGCUGUCAGUUCGGCACUCUUCUCAUGAACAGGUUCAUCUUGUGGACCGGCACAUACAAAUUUCCCUACCCACUCACCCUGACGCUGUUGCAGCUUUGCAUCACACACUUGUUUCUGCUUGGUUUCGCAGCCUUGACGAGAGGACUUGCUGGUCCGCUGAGAAUCAUUGGACUGGGCGCCAUCGUUGCUCCUUCGCAAGCCUACAACAAGGGAAAUAGACCCACAAGAUAUACCGGAGGCUUGAGGACGAAAUCCGUCUUUACGAACGUUUCGAACUGGUUUGUCCAUGGUUCGGGAGGCAUCGCAGGAGGUGGCCUGUUCGAAUUCCAGCGCAACACUGCCAAGCAUGUCUUUCCCGUCGCCAUCGUCUUCCUUGCGAAAACUGUUCUGUCCAACAUCUCAUUCGCGUAUGCUGUCAUGCCAAUGUACAUGAUCUCCAGAAUCGCCGUCAUCCCUCUAACGCUCAUUCUGACAGCUGUCUUGCUGCGCCAGCAACAUUCAAUUCAGACCAUGUCAUCCGCCAUGAUUGCAACACUGAAUCUUCUCAUGACCAGCAUCCGUCCCGGAGAGCGCGAUCCCUGGGAGUCUGUCGUUGCCGGUGUCUUUAGCUCUGCCUUUGUCGCACUAUAUCCUGUCCUUCUCCUACGCUGUUAUCGCCAGCUCGUCUCCGAUCUGGUACCUCAGGGCGAUCUACUGAGUACUUCUGACCGCAGGACAGCAACUGUCAACACGGGCACAAAGGAAGAAACACGUGCAUACUGGAGAGUGCUGCAUUACACGUCUUCGCUCACGAUAGCCAUGCUCGUUCCUUUCGUCCUGUUUUCUGGUGAGCUCAAGCAAAUCCACAGAAACUGCUACUUCCUGGACGUUCCCUGGUUCUGGUUUCUCAUGUCUUGCGCAGCACUUGGUGGGUUUGGUGUCUUCUCCUCAUUCUUGCUGCUCGUCAAAGCGACUUCACCUCUAUCGGCGAACUUUGUCUCACUUCCGAGAAGUGUCUUCCAGAUCGUCGUGUUGAGCAAAUUCAAGAUGCCCGCGCAUAGCUGGGUUGGAGCUGGUCUCUGUAUGCUCAGUUGUGCUUGGUACUGUCUCGCAAGGCUCAGAGAAGGCAGAGGUCGAGGUGGUUAUGGAGCGAUAUAGUCAUGGCAGUCAUAAUCACGUAGUGUUUAAUCAAUAAUUAUCAGUCUCUCUUGUAUAGAAGGAAGAGCCAUCUUUGCGAG
Molecule: messenger RNA, 1905 nt
Organism: Aureobasidium pullulans EXF-150
Lineage: Eukaryota; Fungi; Ascomycota; Dothideomycetes; Dothideales; Saccotheciaceae
Exons: 1
Coding region: 215-1825 (536 amino acids)
Biological process (GO): protein O-linked glycosylation via fucose; GDP-fucose import into Golgi lumen
Cellular component (GO): Golgi apparatus
Molecular function (GO): antiporter activity
Source: RefSeq, a predicted model, not a curated record